GCACACCACUGUACUCCAAACUCAAAACUCAUUAGUUUGGUUCGUUGCGUUUUUUCAUCUUCAUCGCUGAGAGCAGAGCGAAACCCAUUUGGAACGUUUGAUGGGUAAAUGGGAUCAUCGUCCGAGGUACUUCCGCCGUCGAAGAUCUCCGCUGCGUCCUCCCAUAUUUUACGACAUCAAUGCCCCUCUUCCUGAGUAUUGGAAGGAUGGAAUACCUCUGUGGGAGAAGAAAUACUGCACUAUAGUUGGAUUGGUACCGUGGCAGAAGAUUAUUGAUUCUAAGUUGUUGGUGUACUGCCACAAUAAUGUUUUUGAUUGGAAUGAUUCAGCCGCUGAAGAAGCAUUUCAAAAUGCCAAAAAACGUUACUGGGCAAAUAUCAACAGCAUUCCUUGUGAUAUUUCUCUGCCUGAUCCAGAUGCUUAUAUUGAUCAAAUAGAUUGGGACCCUCAUAUUGAUCCUGAACUGAUUAAGGAAAUAGAUAGUGCUUUCUUUUAUGUGCCUGAUGAAGAACAGGAAAAAAUCAUGAAAAACAAAAGAACAAAAACUUCAGAUAAUGGUGAAUAUCCUUGGGAAUGUACUGAUACACCUCAUAACAGAGCUUUAGAAAAUAAUAAAGUACAAGGAUGGGACCAGGGAAACUCUGGAAAUGUGGAUAAUACUGACAAUCCAUGGGAGUGUAACAUUACUCGUGGAAAGGGAGGAUUAACUAAAAAUGCUUGGGAAGAUGGUGUUCCUGUUGAUCCAUGGAGUUGGUAUGAAGGAAUGGACCAUGACAAUCAAUGUCAGGGUUGGAAUUCUGGAAACUUACAGAAGGAUGAUGGAUGGGGUAGGGGCAGCUCUUGGUGCCAGCAGCAGUCAAAUAAUUUGGCUAACAUUGGCAACUCUUGUUGGCAACGCCAUUCUAGUCAACAGAAUGUAACUUCAAAGAACACAGGAUGGAGAAACAGUGGAUCAAAUGUGUCAGGAUGGAAGCGACAGGAAAAGGCUGAUGUUUCAAGUGAUUUGCAAUUUAGAAGGAAUUAUGGAGGUUGGACUUUCCGGAAUCAGGGUAACCAGUGGAGGGAAGGCUCUCAUCGAAAUAAUUUAGGCUAUAAUGGCUCUCAAUUUCAAAGAAAUGGUCGUCAAACAGGUCAUUACUGGGGGAAGGAAAAAAGCAAAAAAAGGGAUUUUGUCCCUUGAUAGCCACUAGAACAUACUCCGACUUUUUUCCUUUUGUAGGCAACAAUUAUUUUUUGUUUAUACUGGUCUUUAUUGUUUUGCCCGAGUUUAACUGUUUGUCUGGAUUUUUGGAGGAAGCUGGUUUUGCUUUCAAUAGUAUAUGGUAUUUGCUUUAUCCUUGAGGUUU
Messenger RNA from Cajanus cajan (pigeon pea), 1346 nucleotides. RefSeq lists its product as uncharacterized. The record is from RefSeq and is a predicted model, not a curated record. Lineage: Eukaryota; Viridiplantae; Streptophyta; Magnoliopsida; Fabales; Fabaceae.